This is a messenger RNA of Auxenochlorella protothecoides, 1113 nucleotides long. RefSeq names its product Zinc finger CCCH domain-containing protein 16. The annotation marks the transcript as partial. The record is from RefSeq and is a predicted model, not a curated record. The transcript is spliced from 2 exons. NCBI's taxonomy places the organism in Eukaryota, Viridiplantae, Chlorophyta, Trebouxiophyceae, Chlorellales, Chlorellaceae.
UGGCGUGAUGUCGUGAGGGACGACCUCAUCCACCAACGGCCCUUCUGGGUGCUGUCGUGCUACGGACACGCACGAGAGGGUGCCAACGAUCUGACCGGCGAUGUCAGCCCUGAAGAGGUGCGCUGGAUGGACAUGCGGCGUGGGGCACCGCAGCGCCAGCUGGCCUCGGAUUUCCAGAGCGCUCGACGCGCGCGCAUCAACUGCAUGGACAGGCUAAUGAAGGCACCCCAAGCCCCCAGCAGGGGUGGAGGCGCAGUGGCUGCCCCGCCCUACCCUGCAGCACAGGCCGGCAUCAGCGAGCAGCCCCGACCCCAGCAGCCGGCCGUGGCCCAACAGAUGGGUGGCGGGGGGGGCUUCGGGGCUGCCUUCCGGAACGUGCAGGCUGGCGCGACGGCAGCGCCCGCUCAGCCCAGUCAGACAGGGUUUGGAGCGGCUGCAGGGCUGGGGCCGUCACCCCUGGCUGCCGCACCCUUCGGCCCACGCCCUGUAUCGGGAUUUGGGAGUGGAGUGCCCUCGGCAGCCCAGCCGGGCUUUGAGGCAGCAGCCGCGCAGCAGGGCUUCGGAACAGCAGCCGCGCAGCCGGGCUUCGGGGCAGCAGCCGCGCAGCCGGGCUUCGGGGCAGCAGCCGUGCAGCCGGGCUUCGGGGCAGCAGCCGUGCAGCCGGGCUUCGGGGCAGCAGCCGCGCAGCAGGGCUUUGCAAGCACCCCCAUCAUCCAGCCGGGCUUUGGGGCAGCUGCCGCGCGUCCUGGCUUUGGGAAUGCGCCCACCCCAUCAGGCACAUUUGGUGGUGCGCCUCCUGCUCCAGCAGGAUUCGGGGCCUCACCUGGCGCCGGCCCCUUUGGAGCUUUUGGGGUGCCCACACCAGCCGCUGCACCCCCGAGCUUUGGGGGCUUUGGGGCCGCUCCAAGCCCUCCUGCAUGCCAAGGACAGAGCAUGGCAGCCCUGGGCCUCAAUGCCACACCGCAGGGAGCAGGUCUGGGUCAGGCUCAGCAGCCACCCUUGAACCAGGCCAGCCUGGACGGGACGGACGCAGAUGUCGCUGCAUGGCGUGCGCCUGCCUUUGAGCCGGGGAAGAUUCCCGAGACCUCACCCCCACAGGAAUUCUGCACAUGA